AUGACCCAUUCGGGGGAAACGGAACCGAAUGAAAAAGUCAACGAUGUGGAGAAGAGACCGGCACUCAGUCCAACACUAAGAAAAGAUCAAUGCAAAGUUUAUCGGCUUGUCCUGACUGGUGGACCUUGUGGAGGAAAGACAACUGGAAUGGUGCGUGUUGCGAGUUUCUUUGAAGAACUUGGUUGGAAAGUCUUUACUGUACCCGAGUGUGCAACAAUUUUACUUGGAGGAGGUGUGAAAUUUUCCGAGCUCAACGAAACGCAAGCAUAUCAAUUCCAAAAAGACGUGCUACUCACCUUGCUGCGGAUUGAAGAGGUCUUUUUCACGCAAGCAUCGUUAAUAACUAACAAAAAUGUGCUUGUUAUUUGUGAUCGAGGAGCCAUGGAUCCAUCGGCGUACAUUGAUAAACUAGGAUGGCUAAAGAUGUUAGAUGAACUGGGACUCGAUGAAACGUAUCUUCGCGAUAAUCGAUACGAUCAGAUAAUACACAUGGUGACAGCCGCCGAUGGAGCAGAAUCAUUCUACAGUCUCGCAAACAACAACACACGAAAAGAAGGAAUUGAAGAUGCCAAAAAGGUCGAUUGGCAGACAAGACUUGCAUGGAUUGGUCACCCUUCACUGUUUUUAAUCGACAACUCGGAGUGCGCAAGUUUUGAGGACAAAAUUAGAAAAUUGUUGCAAGUCGUUUGUGAUCGAGCCGGCGUUUACACCUAUGAACGCCUUGCUAAAAAUAGCAGAAAACGAAAGUGGCUUCUGGCGGGCAUAGACGAAACACAAUUUCCGAAGUACGAGGAGUUUCAAAUGAAACAUGAUUAUCUACUUCCUGACGACGGAAAUCAAUUACGCAUUCGUUCACGAGGUCAGAGAGACAAGAUGACCUAUUCGCUGACAUCUCGAAAUAUUAUGGAGGGCGAAGCUGUUGAGACGAGGAUGAAACUUACAAAGAGAGAGUAUGAAUCAUACCUCAAUAUGAAAGAUCGUUCUAGAACAACAAUUCACAAGGUUCGUCGGUGCUUUGCUUGGGGAAACCAUUUUUAUUCGUUGGAUCGCUUCGUUUUGCCUUUGCCUCCAAAUUGUCCAAAAGAAGGACUUUUGAUGCUUGAAACUUACACGACCUUUCCGAAAGGCUCUGCAGAUCCGAUACUCCCGCCGUUUCUUCAAGUUGUCCGAGAAGUCACAAAGGAAAAGGAGUAUUCAAUGCACGAGCUCUCUAAAAAUAAG
Messenger RNA from Mesorhabditis belari, 1221 nucleotides. The record is from the annotation of a GenBank genome assembly. Lineage: Eukaryota; Metazoa; Nematoda; Chromadorea; Rhabditida; Rhabditidae.